Aspergillus sclerotioniger CBS 115572 is the source of this 1338-nucleotide messenger RNA. RefSeq names its product BNR repeat-containing protein. Bases 1 to 1338 code for a protein of 445 amino acids. The transcript is spliced from 2 exons. NCBI's taxonomy places the organism in Eukaryota, Fungi, Ascomycota, Eurotiomycetes, Eurotiales, Aspergillaceae. The record is from RefSeq and is a predicted model, not a curated record.
AUGGCCCUUCUCUUCACAACGGAUCUGGGUGAUGACCCCAAUACCACGCACCGCCUUAACGCCUGUGCUUACCAGCAGUCGGCCAUCACGACCUUCGACAGCAUUCAGUAUGUCGCUUUCUAUACUUCGUAUGAAGCAUCGGAAGGCAGAAGAGUUACCAUUGCGCGUCAUGACAUCAAGGACACUUCUUCCGAUUGGCAAUAUCUGACCUUUGAGGACUACGAACAAACAACCGACGACGGACAUAACACAAUAUCUAUCGGGAUCUGUGCUGGUGAUGGAACGGUUCAUGUGUCUUUUGACCACCACUGUGACAUGCUGAAAUAUCGCAUUUCACGACCAGGCCUGGCCAACGACCCAAGUAGAUCGAGUUGGACAGCAACCAGUUUCAGUUCAAUUUUGGAUCAUUUACCCGGAUGUGAUAGCUUGGUGGAUGUAACAUAUCCCCGAUUCAUACCUGCGGGCAAGCAGAUUUAUUUCGAGUGCCGCAUCGGAAAAGCAGGUGCCGGUUCCGAUAUCCUGUACUGCUAUUAUCCCGACACCGCACAGUUUGCUUAUCUGGGAGCCUAUCUAGUGGGAAGGCAGUGCAAUCCAUACCCGAACGGACUUUCAUACCACCCACCCACUAGCAGCUUGCACGUUACUUGGACCAACCGUCACUUUAUCGACUACGAGGGGGCGAACGAUGGUGCCUCGACAGCUCACAAAGCGCAGGCUGGCCCCAAUGGCCCAGAGAAUAACGAAGGCUUAUACCAUGCGUACAGUAGAGACAAUGGAGUUUCGUGGUAUGGUUCAGACCACCAGCCAGUGGCUAUACUGUCAUCGCGUCCAGGGACCGGACUCGAUUCCCAGGAUGGUCGACUGCGAGCGAAAGAUAUCCCUCGGAAUAGUGGCAUUAUGAACCAGGAGGCACAGCAUGUUGAUGCUAACGGAGGAGUUCAUGUGCUGAACCGGGAAAAUGUCAAUGGAAAUGAAACGUGGAUGCACUACUACCGCUCCUCAUUAAGCGACCAAUGGGCCUCCUUCGCGCUACCUGGUCUUUAUCCAACCCCUACCGGACCUCGCGGCAAGGUCAUCCACAGCGAGAAGCUCGAUACUGUCUUCUUUAUUCUUCCAUCGAAUACGGAGCAUGAACUGAUAAUUACACGGCGGAGCAUGGGUGAUACAAGCCAAAAGCUUCAUGUAGUGUGGAGGGACAUUGGAUACACCGGGGAGCCACUGGUCGACAAAGAGGCAUUUGCUCAAUUUGGAAUCCUCUCGAUUUUCAUCUUGAAGGACAUCGAGGAGGGAAGAAGGAAGGUCGUUGUGCUACAGUUUGACCUCAGUGAACUCGCAUGA